This is a messenger RNA of Sphaeramia orbicularis (orbiculate cardinalfish), 1928 nucleotides long. RefSeq names its product vacuolar ATPase assembly factor VMA12 (gene vma12). The record is from RefSeq and is a predicted model, not a curated record. The transcript has 7 exons. Gene Ontology annotation, biological process: vacuolar proton-transporting V-type ATPase complex assembly. Bases 277 to 879 code for a protein of 200 amino acids. Gene Ontology annotation, cellular component: endomembrane system. Lineage: Eukaryota; Metazoa; Chordata; Actinopteri; Kurtiformes; Apogonidae.
GUGAAAAUCGUGAAAUUUACAAAUACAUCGCUUUAUCGACGUAAUAUUAGGCAGUAUAAAAUAAUAUUACAGUAUAAUACAUCAAGACGUAUUUGGUCCCGUGAUCUUGACGUCUCUAGGUCACAUGAUAAACAAUAUGGCUGCUUGCAUCGUCCUCAAAUUUACGUCCAAGCUGCAAUAAACUGCAUUUUACAUUGACAGAAAGCGUAAAUUAUAUUUUUGCCUCAUUUUAUGAAUAGUAGAAAUAGUAGAGGAAUAGUAGAUUAGGAUAAAAACAUGGCCUUAGCUUUUGUAGUUGGAGAUAAAUUCAGACGUAGGGUGUCGGAGUUAUUGGAGAAGGCCGACUCAGUUCUGCCUCAAGACCUGAAAGAAGAGCUGGAGAAGAGUUUGGAAAAAGAAAAACUAACAAACAUCCUGUCCUUCAAAACGGCGAGAAAACUGAAAAAAUACCUUCAGGAGAAAGGACAUCCUUUUUAUCUGCAUGAGUUACUGGAGGACAGCUCACUGCACCUACCUGAAGUUAUAAAACCUCCCAGGAACCCAGAACUAGUCGCACGUCUGGAAAAAAUCAAAGCCAAACUGGCCAAUGAGGAGUAUGAUAGAAUUACACGUAAUGUCAACACUCAGGAUAUCAACCGCAGUGGAACGCUGGUAGACUUUGGACGAGAAGUGCGAUCAGUCAAAGCAGUGGUCGUGACCAUAUUCAACUUCCUGGUGACGAUCGUGGCUGCGUUUGCAUGUUCGUACAUGGGCAGUCAGUAUCUGUUCACUGAGACGACGUCGCGAGUGAUAGCAGCUGUAAUCACUGCAUCAGUAGUCGGGCUUGCGGAGCUGUACGUCCUGGUUCGCACCAUGGAGGGAGAACUGGGUGAACCGUAGCUGCAGCUGUGGACCAGGGAAUGAGGGAAAAACCAGCAAACAGUAGCAGCAGAGAGAGUGUUAUUCUACCCAUGGACUACACUUUGAUUUGAAAGUAGACUCUGAAAUUUUUGUGGAAAUUGAGCAAGUGGAACUUACUAUUUACAUCUUUUGUUACUGACAUUUCUAAUUUAUUGCUCUUAUUGUUUUGUCUUUUUUCCUACAAAAUUCCACCAUCUUCUUUUUCUUUUCCCCUUGUUUUUUCUUGGCUGUAAACGGUGUUCAUUUUCCAAUCUGUACACAUAUUUGAUGUGUAUGUGUUUAUGUUUAAUUAAAUCAGCUGAUUACUUCCUAGUUAGUAUAACCUUUAUUUUACUUGCCUAUACUAGAGUUUUAGUUUAUAUUUAUUUUUUUAUGAGUAGGGACAAUGUACUUAACAUAGUUCAGGACUAGAGUGAAAUGUAAUGAAUUGUAUGAAUUGUACAACUACCAUUAAUUUUCAACCUCAACAAUAUUAAAAAUACAAUGAACUCAAUGAAAAUUGAAUUUAUAAUAUACAUGAAACUGCAACAAAGUACACACUCAAAUUAUCUUCUGCUGACCUCAGUUGUAAUUAGUGGUUGUUUGAGUUACACUUUUCUUUCUAUCAGCUUGAACCAGUCUGAUCAUUCUCCCCUCACCUCUAGCUUCAACAAGGCAUUUUUUCUUGGAGAACUGCUGCUCACUGGAUAUUUUCUCUUUUUCAUACCAGUCUCUGUAAAUCCGAGAGAUAGUUGUGUGUGUGAAAAUCCCACUAGAUCAGCAGUUUCUCAAAUACUCAAACCAGACUGUCUGGCACCAACAACCAUACCAUGUUUAGAUUAGAUCACCUUUCUUCUCCAUUAUGAUUCUCAGUUUGACCCUCAGCAGAUCAUCUUGACCAUGUAUACAUGACUAAAUGCAGUGAACUGCUUGCCCUGUGAUUGGCCUGUUGGAGAAUUGUAUCCAAGUGCAGGUGAACAGAUGUACUUAAUAAAGUGGCCAGUGAGUAUGUAGUGCAGCUCUUGUUUGUUCCGUCCUUAUCCUUUCUU